Messenger RNA from Quercus lobata, 1116 nucleotides. RefSeq names its product zinc finger BED domain-containing protein RICESLEEPER 1-like. The record is from RefSeq and is a predicted model, not a curated record. Gene Ontology annotation, molecular function: protein dimerization activity; DNA binding. The transcript is spliced from 2 exons. Bases 1 to 1116 code for a protein of 371 amino acids. NCBI's taxonomy places the organism in Eukaryota, Viridiplantae, Streptophyta, Magnoliopsida, Fagales, Fagaceae.
AUGAUUAGACUUCUUUUGAAUAAGCUUGAUACUAGUUCUCUUAUGUUGGAUGGGUCUAUGUUGUAUAUGAGGUGUGCUGCACAUAUUUUGAAUUUGAUUGUUCAAGAUGGGUUGUCUCUUAUUGGUGAUGGUAUUGAGAGAAUUCGUGAUAGUGUGAUUUAUUGGACUGGAUCACCAAAAAGAAGGCAAAAAUUUGAAGAAAAUGCACGUCAAUUGCGUGUUCAAUGCACCAAAGAGUUAGUCUUAGAUUGUAAAACUCGUUGGAAUUCAACUUACUUAAUGCUUUCUACUGCAUUGAUUUAUAAAGAUGUUUUCUCACGUUUGCCUAAACGUGAAAUAUCUUAUACUUGUUUACUAUAUGAUUAUGAUUGGGAGUUAGCCAAAGAUAUUUGUGGGAGGUUGGAGUUUUUUCAUAGUGCGACUGAGUUUUUCUCUGGUCGUAAGUAUCCCACAACUAAUAUGUAUUUUAAUGUGGUGUGUGAGUUGAAAAUUGCAUUGAAUGAAUGGAGUGUGUUUUCAAAUGAGAUGAUAAGUGCGAUGGCAAAAAGCAUGCUUGCUAAGUUUAAUUCUUAUUGGGCUAAUGUUAGUGUUGUUAUGGCUAUUGCUGCUAUCUUAGAUCCAAGAUAUAAGAUGAAGUUAUUAGAAUUUUAUUAUCCUAACAUUUAUGGUGAUAAUUCUAAUUUGGAGAUUGAAAAAAUUAAGAAUCUUUGUUAUGAUUUGCUUGAUGAGUAUGGAGAUAUAAAUGAGUCCUCUAUAGAUAAUGAAGGAAGUUCUCAUAUUCCUGCUAGUACUUCAAGCCCUGUGGUACAAAUGAAAUUUAGGUUGAGUGGGGCAAUGUCAUCUUUUGAUGAGUUUGUGAAUAAUAGUUCAAGUAGUUUAAAGAAACAUGGGAGUGCUAGAAUGAAAUUUGAUCAUUUCAUUGAUGAGGGAGUGUUGAAGAGGAGUGAAGAUUUUGAUAUUUUGGGAUGGUGGAAAAGUAAUGGUUUAAAGUAUCCUACUUUUCAAAGGAUUGCAAGUUCUUCAACUAUGUCUGGAGAUUGUACACUUCAAUCAAUUCUUGAUGAUAGGGAGCCUAAUGAAGAGGAUGGGAGUUGUGUCACAAUUAUGGAUGAUUAG